Messenger RNA from Zingiber officinale, 1656 nucleotides. Its product is annotated as beta-glucosidase 26-like. The transcript is spliced from 12 exons. Gene Ontology annotation, molecular function: beta-glucosidase activity. Bases 1 to 1656 code for a protein of 551 amino acids. NCBI's taxonomy places the organism in Eukaryota, Viridiplantae, Streptophyta, Magnoliopsida, Zingiberales, Zingiberaceae. Gene Ontology annotation, biological process: carbohydrate metabolic process. The record is from RefSeq and is a predicted model, not a curated record.
AUGGCCGGCGCUGUACGGUGCGGCGGCGACACUCUGCGAAUGAAGAGAGCGUCGGCGGAGUGGCUCAAAUCCACGGCACAGCGGUUGGCGCUCAGGAGAAGUGAGGAAGAGAGGAAAGGGGAUCGACAACCCUCGGCCGCGGCUUUAAUCGUGAGGAAUCCGUCACGUGCGACGGUUGUUUGCGGCGUUGUCCAAUGUGCAUAUGGUUAUAAAAUAAACAAUGCGAAACUAGUUUCAAAAGUGCACAAGUUAAGUCGUGAUGUCUUCCCUCAUGGAUUUGUAUUUGGCACUGCUUCAUCUGCUUAUCAAGUUGAGGGAGAGGCACACAAGGGUGGUCGAGGACCUAGCAUUUGGGACGCAUUUGUAAAAAUUCCAGGUUUCAUUCCAAAUAACGCAACGGGUGAUGUAACAGACGAUGAGUAUCAUCAUUAUAAGGAAGAUAUUGACAUCAUGAAGGAGCACAAUUUUGAUGCUUAUAGAUUCUCGAUCUCUUGGAGUAGAAUUUUCCCAAAUGGAACUGGAACCAUUAAUUGGGAAGGUGUUGAUUAUUAUGAUAGGUUAAUUGAUAAUUUAAUACUCAAAGGUAUUAUUCCAUAUGUCAAUCUCUAUCACUACGAUCUUCCAUUGGCACUCCAAAAUGAGUACUUGGGUUGGUUGAGUCCGAAGAUAGUGGAUGCAUUUUCGGAUUAUGCUGACUUUUGCUUUAAGAGAUACGGUGAUAGAGUGAAAAAUUGGUUCACAUUUAAUGAGCCAAGAGUGGUGGCAGCUCUAGGUUAUGAUACUGGUUCUCAUGCCCCUGGAAGAGCUACUGGUAGCAAAUUUGGAGGAAACUCAUCUACGGAGCCUUAUAUUGUGGCUCAUAAUCUCAUCUUAUCUCAUGCUGCAGCAGUUAAUAGAUAUCGUGAGAAGUACCAAAAAGAGCAACAAGGAAAAAUUGGAAUUCUUCUGGAUUUUGUUUGGUACGAGCCUCACACUUACUCUGACAAUGAUAAAGCUGCUGCUCAAAGAGCUAAUGAUUUUCAUGUGGGAUGGUUCAUUCACCCUCUAACAUAUGGAUACUAUCCUCAAUCUAUUCAAGAUAUUGUUAAAGAAAGAUUGCCAAAAUUUACUAAUGAUGAAGUGGAGCUAGUCAGAGGUUCAUAUGACUAUUUGGGAAUUAAUCAAUACACAACCUAUUAUGUUAAGGAUAAUAGUACAAUGAAUCCUAAACCUAUUAGUUAUCAAGAUGAUUGGCUCGUUGAAUUUAAAUAUGAUCGAAAUGGGGUACCAAUUGGACCAAGGGCUCAUUCUGAUUGGCUCUACAUAGUUCCGUGGGGAUUGUAUAAGGCAGUGACAUAUGUUAAGGAAAACUAUGGCAAUCCAAUUAUCUUUCUAUCUGAAAAUGGCAUGGAUCAACCCGGCAAUGUCACGCUUCCAAAAGGCUUACAAGAUACUCAAAGGAGACAUUUUUAUCAUAACUACAUUAUUGAACUAAAGAGAGCUAUCGAUGAUGGUGCUUCAGUGAUUGGGUACUUUGUAUGGUCUCUUCUUGAUAACUUUGAAUGGAGACUAGGAUACACAUCAAGAUUUGGUAUUGUCUAUGUUGACUUUAAGAAUAAUAAGCGCUUCCCGAAGGAAUCAGCUCGUUGGUUUAAGAAGAUUCUUCAGCGGAGUUAA